This is a messenger RNA of Leptinotarsa decemlineata (Colorado potato beetle), 2282 nucleotides long. RefSeq names its product myotubularin-related protein 10-A. Gene Ontology annotation, biological process: phosphatidylinositol dephosphorylation. NCBI's taxonomy places the organism in Eukaryota, Metazoa, Arthropoda, Insecta, Coleoptera, Chrysomelidae. The record is from RefSeq and is a predicted model, not a curated record. Gene Ontology annotation, cellular component: membrane; cytoplasm.
ACAGUCAGUUUUUGCUCUUUCAACUUGUGGACCACAAUAAUUGUUGAUGUGAGCAAUAUACCAAAACAUACUAAUGAAGCUAAUUUGUAAGUGGGUGUUGAAGUAAUUGGAUGUUUGAACGUCGAUAUUAUUAUCGAAAGUGGUAGAAGAAAUAACGCCCAUAAACCACUAUCAGCACCGGGCCUGAAAAAAUACUACAGUGAAGAAAUUAGAUGAUUUUUCAAAGUUAAUUAUCACAUUAAAUAUGGGAUAAAGGUUUUCCCCGUUUAAAUAUGAUUACACGAGAAACUCCUCACUGUCACAUCCCAAAGAAAUGUUAUGAAUGAAAACUGAAAAUGAAUGAUGUCAAAGAAGACUCUACUUUUAAGAGCUAUAUUGGAGAAUCAGAAUUGGAGGUAUCGAUAACUUUGGAUGAUGUCCAACGAACAAAAAUUCUGGAUGGUGAAACCAUCGUUUACGAGGCUCCUAAGGUUCUUUUGUACCCCCCUUUGAGUGAUAGAAGAAAGUACAUCCCUGGUAUCUUAACCAUCACCACAUUCAAGCUUUCUUUUGCCAGUGCUGAAGAUGUGGAACCGUCAAACUGCUUCCAACAAAAUCUACUGCUCGGUAUAAACGAUGUUUGCCUGUCUUCCAUUGAUGUCAUUUACCAAAUUGGUGAUCGUAACAAGAAGAAGUUAACUCCUGGUCAAAAUGUCACAGGAAAAGUCAAAGAUAUACUUAUAGUUUGUAAAAAUAUGAAAAGUUUCGAGUUUAGCUUUAAAAUGUGUGAUAAAGAUAGCGGGAAGAAUGUAGUUAAUGCUUUACUUCAUCAUGCUUAUCCAAAAAGACAUUCCCUGCUAUUCGCCUACGACUAUAAAGAACCCUACGUGAAUGAAACACUUAAUAGAGAAGCUCGAUUUUUUCUUGUUAAAUCGGACUGGGAAAAAGAACUGAAGAGAACGAAAUGUCAAAAUUGGCGGAUAUCCCAAGCCAAUUUCAAUUUUCACAUAUCUCCUAUGAUGGUUGAAACUAUCAUAGUGCCUCAAUCCGUCACUGAUACUAUCAUCAAAGCAGCUGUGGAAAAAUUUUGUUGCAGGUUUCUUCCUAUAUGGGUUUGGGGUACUUCCAAAGGUGCCGCUCUAGUUCGAAUGGCAGAUCUCCUGCCUGCCAUCAUGGACCGAACCGAAGAGAACAAACUUCUGGAACACAUUCGAAAAAGCCAUCCCGACAAGAAGCCUCCUCAUAUUAUUGAUCUCUCGUCACCGACGCCUAAAGAUAUCCAAGUUAGUUUCUUGAAAUUGAGAGAACUGUGUACUCCGGACAAUACGAGAAUUUUCAAAAGUCAGGAUUUCAAAUUCUAUGGGUUGUUGGACGGUACCAAAUGGUUGUUGCAUGUUUCGACUUGUUUGACCAAAGCAAUGGAGGCGGCAGACAAAAUUUCCAUGCAUGGGUCAACAGUCGUAUUGCAGGAAGGGAACGGUCAGGACAUGAAUUGCAUAGUUUCCAGCCUAACCCAGUUGAUCCUGGACCCCUUCUUCAGAACAAAAUUUGGCUUUCAGUCUCUCGUCCAGAAAGAAUGGGUCGCUCUAGGUCAUCCUUUUGCCAACAGAUUAGGACACAUACUGGAUAAAGAAAUCGAACCUUCGCCGUUAUUUCUUCUCUUUCUCGACUGUGUCUGGCAGCUACUGCAGCAAUAUCCGACAGCAUUUCAGAUCAGCGAGACUUACCUGACUACUCUCUGGGAUUCAACCCAUAUAUCUGUAUUCGAUACGUUUUUGUUCAACUGCACUCAUGCGAGAUUCAUGGCAGAAACGGGAUCAGCGCACCUGCAUCCGCCUCUGAUCCUGCGCAGUGUCUGGGACUGGCGGGAACAAUUCUCAGAUAGAGACAUCGGCCUUUUUUGCAACCCUUUAUUCGACGACAGCUUCAAAGAGCAACUCAAACCUCACACCGGCCUUUCCGGCAUGGAUAUAUGGCUCCAGUGCUACUUCAGGUGGUUGCCAGACCUUGAAAUCCGAAACGGGGGCCAUCCGCAAGUCGACCUGAUCAGCAGAUACAUAGUGUCGGAGAUACUACAGACCCAGCAAGGGAUCGCCGAUGUCAACGGCAGGGUGAAUAGGAAUAAGGAGGAGUGCAUGGAGCUGAUUAGAAAAGUAAAUAGUUUUUUUCCGUUUAGCCAUAUUUCUGGACCAGUGUCUGGGGACCCCAUCAACAACGUCCUGCUGUCUGGAGACACUUUAGAUUCACAGUCGAUACUUAAUUUUAAUAACGAAUAGACGUCUCUGAGGCGGGUCAAUGUACCA